AUGUCGGUGAAACAGGGAUUUCGGAAAAGCCAGAAUGGCAGACCAGGCUGUGAGUCCCAGAGGCACAGCCACCCGCUGGGAGCUGGGCCACAGCUCAGCCAGGCUUUUGGUACGGUGAAGUCGUCGUGCUUGCUCCUCUUCCAGGCCCACACUUCAGCGUUUCAUGCUUCUGCAUGGGGAAGUGUAGCUGUAGAGGAGGCCUGGUCAGCACGAAAGGAUCUGUUGCUGUCUGUGGCGCUUGGCCAGGUACUCUCCCUCCUUAUCUGUGGCAUUGGUCUCACGAGCAAGUAUUUGUCAGAAGAUUUCCAUGCCAACACACCUGUUUUUCAGAGCUUCCUCAAUUAUAUCCUUCUAUUCUUGGUCUACACAACAACACUGGCUGUCAGACAAGGAGAAGAAAACUUGCUGGCAAUUUUGAAAAGGAGAUGGUGGAAGUACAUGAUCCUGGGGAUAAUAGAUAUAGAAGCCAAUUACCUGGUAGUCAAAGCUUAUCAAUACACCACUCUUACUAGUGUACAGCUCCUAGACUGUUUUGUCAUCCCAGUGGUGAUACUGCUCUCCUGGUUCUUCUUACUGGUACGAUACAAGGCAGUACAUUUCAUUGGGAUUGUGGUCUGCAUUCUGGGCAUGGGAUGCAUGGCAGGAGCAGAUGUCCUCGUUGGGAGACAGCAAGGAGCAGGUGAAAAUAAACUGAUAGGGGAUCUCUUAGUACUGGGCGGAGCAACGCUAUACGGCAUCUCGAACGUUUGUGAGGAGUAUAUCGUCCGAAAUCUGAGUCGAGUGGAAUUCCUGGGCAUGAUUGGACUCUUUGGUUCCUUCUUCAGUGGAAUUCAGCUUGCAAUCAUGGAACACAAAGAGCUGUUGAAAGUUCCCUGGGAUUGGCAAAUAGGCUUGUUGUAUGUUGGCUUUAGUGCCUGCAUGUUUGGCCUCUACAGCUUUAUGCCAGUGGUCAUAAAGAAAACCAGUGCUACUGCCGUCAACCUCUCCCUACUCACAGCUGACCUGUACAGCCUCUUCUGUGGAUUAUUCCUCUUUCACUACAAGUUUUCAGGACUUUACUUGUUGUCAUUCUUCACUAUCCUUGUUGGGCUGGUGCUCUACUCCUCCACGUCCACCUACGUAGCCCAGGAUCCUCGGGUGUACAAGCAGUUUCGAAACCCUUCAGGACCUGUUGUAGACCUGCCAGCCACUGGCCAGCUGGAGCCUUCGGUAACAUACACCAGCCUGGGGCAGGAGACGGAAGAGGAGCCUCACGUUAGAGUUGCUUAAACCCAGGGCUGUCGAUUACCUACUGAUGAUUCAGUGGAGCUCGUAUAUCCAUUAUCUCUGUAUUGUACAUAGAGAAAGGUAUUUACCAGGUGCAG
Molecule: messenger RNA, 1364 nt
Organism: Pygoscelis adeliae (Adelie penguin)
Lineage: Eukaryota; Metazoa; Chordata; Aves; Sphenisciformes; Spheniscidae
Gene: SLC35F1
Product: solute carrier family 35, member F1
Exons: 9
Coding region: 1-1269 (422 amino acids)
Biological process (GO): transmembrane transport
Cellular component (GO): membrane
Molecular function (GO): transmembrane transporter activity
Source: RefSeq, a predicted model, not a curated record